AUGGGAGCUUUCACAACUGUUCAGGUGGACGUCAUGAGAGAUGUGAAUGAACGAGAUGUUAUCAGGCUUGUCCUCACCCUGUUUUUGUUGUCUUCUUCCUCCUCCCCCUCCUCUUCCUCAGGUCUCGGUUACUCCUCCAUGGUGAUCGUCUUCUUCUGUAACACCUACUACAUCAUGGUGCUGGCCUGGGGCUUCUACUACCUGAUCAAGUCCUUCAACUCCACCCUCCCCUGGUCCACCUGCGACAACGAAUGGAACACGCCCAGCUGCAUCGAGAACUUCCGCCACCAGGACUGCGUCAACGGCAGCAUCGCCAACGCCACCGUUGUCGGCGGCAACAUGACCUGCGCCGAGCUGGCCAACGCCCAGUCGCCCAUCAUCGAGUUCUGGGAGAGAAAGGUGCUGAACAUCUCGUCCGGUCUGGGUGAAACUGGAGAGUUUAACUGGGAGCUGACGUUGUGUCUGAUGGCCGUCUGGGUGAUGGUUUACUUCUGUGUCUGGAAGGGAGUCAAAUCCACCGGAAAGAUUGUGUACUUCACAGCCACCUUCCCCUACGUGGUGCUCGUCAUCCUGCUGGUCCGAGGCGUCACGCUGCCCGGGGCCUACGACGGCAUCAUGUACUACAUCAAACCAGACUGGUCCAAGCUGGGGGAGGCGCAGGUGUGGAUCGAUGCCGGGACUCAGAUCUUCUUCUCCUACGCCAUCGGCCUCGGAGCUCUGACGGCUCUGGGCAGCUACAACCGCUUCAACAACGACUGCUACAAAGACGCCUUCGUCCUGGCGAUGAUCAACAGUGGGACCAGUUUCUUCGCUGGUUUCGUGGUCUUCUCCAUUCUGGGCUUCAUGGCCGCCGAGCAGGGAGUCGACAUCUCGCAGGUCGCCGAGUCAGGUGACCCAAGUUUCACAAGUUCAAAGGUUGUGCUGUCCCUUAAACACACAGGGGGGUUGAACAUUAAACGCAUGACCUCUGACCCCUGAAGCAGUGAGACUCGCUUCACUGCUGCUUGUUCAUCCACGUUAAACCAGCUUUACUGCAGUCUGUUAUGGAGGGACUGUGUGUGCGUUUGUGUGUCUGUGUGCGUGUGCCAACUGCAUGUUUAUAAAUAGCUUUCAUCACAUGGUGUGACAUCACAAACGUAUUCAGGUCUAUUCCUUAUUCACCAUGUUAGUGUGCUACUAUAAAUAUGAACAACGCAAACUGCGUGUGUGUCUGUGUGUGUGUGUGUGUGUACGUGUCGGUGUGUGUGUGUGUGUGU
Messenger RNA from Gasterosteus aculeatus aculeatus (three-spined stickleback), 1256 nucleotides. The record is from RefSeq and is a predicted model, not a curated record. Lineage: Eukaryota; Metazoa; Chordata; Actinopteri; Perciformes; Gasterosteidae.